AUGCCGAUGCCCCCGACAAUUGGACACACAGUAAACUUUGGAAAAUCUUUGAUAGGUUUAAUUAAGCAAGGUUUUUGGGAAAUCCCAUCUGUGAUGUGCUCUACUAUGUGCGCAUUUGUUGGACUUGGCUUUGGGAUCGCCGGUCUGAAUCGAUAUAACGAUAAAAAGGGUGAUAAUAGGGAAUACAAGAAGACUUAUAUGAUAAUGCGCCCGACCGAUCCAAGGGUGCCUUUACUAAGAAACCCCGUGUAUACCAAAUAUUAA
This is a messenger RNA of Leptosia nina, 264 nucleotides long. The record is from the annotation of a GenBank genome assembly. NCBI's taxonomy places the organism in Eukaryota, Metazoa, Arthropoda, Insecta, Lepidoptera, Pieridae.